Molecule: messenger RNA, 1355 nt
Organism: Haliotis rufescens (red abalone)
Lineage: Eukaryota; Metazoa; Mollusca; Gastropoda; Lepetellida; Haliotidae
Product: baculoviral IAP repeat-containing protein 7-B-like
Exons: 3
Coding region: 149-1261 (370 amino acids)
Source: RefSeq, a predicted model, not a curated record
CCGAUUCCUGGGCAGCACGUGACGUAGAUGUUGGGGAUAUUGACAGAUUCACGCGCCGUCUCGAGACAUAACAUGACAGACGGGAGGGGAGAAAGGACAAACUCACUUCAGCUUGACCCGGUUGUACAGUGAACAAAAUACAGCUUCAAUGGCAAGCACCGACACGACAGUGAGACUGUCAGAUUCCUGGGCAGCACGUGAUGGAGGCGGGACAUUCGGUGAGAUUGACAGCUUCACGCGACUUCUCGAGACAUAUGAUGACAGAUGGGCGGGAAGAAAAGACAGACACACCUUAGCGAGGGCAGGGUUUGCCUUUACAGGUAUCGAUGACAAAGUCGAGUGUGAACGCUGUGGUCUGAAGCUCCUCAACUGGACGGACGCAGAUGACGCCCUACACGAACACGCCACCAGGAGGACUCACUGCCCAUUCAUCGUCUCCUUGUACCGGAAGCUGGGACAGACUCCGCCCCCAAAACAUCCCCAGUACCAACAUCUACAGACACGUCUAGACUCCUUCGUUGAUUGGCCGAGAAGAUAUGUGCCCAAAACUCCCGAGGAGUUGGCAGCAGCUGGCUUCUUUUACAUCGGGUCAGCUGACCGGGUCACGUGUUUCCAGUGUGGGAUAACUCUGAGAGACUGGGAGGAAGAACAUGAUCCUGUGGCGGAACAUCAGAGAUACUCGGAACACUGUCAGUUCAUCAACACGACAGACCUGAACCAACUCGGAGUUGCUACGAGGACAGUGGAAGCAAUAGCCACGGAAAAAAGAACACAGCUAUUGGACACUUGUAUUCCCAGUGAGGUGGUUGGAGCAAGUCCACAUCUAAAUACCACAGAUAACAUACAAACACAAAAUAGAGACAUUGGUGGAGCAUGUCAUACCAGAUCAAAAAAUGCAUCGACCGAUGUCUUAACAUCAUUGAGGAGACCCGACAGAGAUCAUUCAUCCUUUGCGGCACACACCUUGACCCUUGGAAGUGAGCAUUCUGCUUGGGAACAUCACUCCGAAGAUGACAAAAUACAACCACCUCAUUCAAAAUCCCUUCCAAAUACAAGCCCAGUAACUUCUCAGCGAUUGGCUCAGGAAAACAGGCGUUUGAAGGCAAAACGCACAUGCAGGGUAUGCCGGAUGGAGGCUGUCAGCGUGCUUUUCUUGCCCUGUGGGCAUCUUGUCACCUGCUCUGACUGCGCGCCCAAGGUGUCGGAAUGUAGCGCGUGCGGGAAGACAAUCCUUGGAACAGUUAAAACGUUUCUCACGUAAGAAAUAUGGUAACUGAGAAAUGUCGCGAAUGUGAAUAUCACCCAACAUCUGUUUAUGUAUUUUAUACAGACUUACACUAACAUUUCAUUUUGUA